AUUUUGCUGCUUCUAAAUUGAAAUCAGUUUAUAAAGAAGAUUAUAUGAUUGUUAACACUGAAUGGGGAGGAUUACAAUUUCCAGAACUUGGACUCAACAGAUUUGAUGAUAUGAUUAAUGAUGUUAGCGUUAAUAAAGAUCAACAACGAUAUGAAAAGAUGAUUUCAGGUAUUUACAUGGGAUGGUUAGCAAGAUUAGCUAUUAGAGAAUUAAUUGAGAAAAAAGUUAUUUUUGAACGAUAUGCUGAUGCUGAAGUUUUUUCUAAUUCACCAGAUGACACUCAAUUUAAUGAUAAAAAGAAAUAUUCAUCAAGACAUACUGAAAUCGUUGAAGACACUUCUCCUGAACUUUCUCGUGUUGAUACCAUUUUAAAGUCACUUGGAGUUAAUGAUUCUACUUUAGAAGAAAGAAAGAUCCUUAAGGCUAUAACUGAGGCAGUUGUUAAAAGAGCUGCUUAUCUUUCUGCAGCUGCAACAGUUGCCUUAUACCGUAAGAUGGUUCCAUAUAUGAAAGAAAGAACUACUGCUGGUAUUGAUGGUACUGUUUAUGAAAAGUCUGUUCCAUUUAAGAGAUUCUAUCUUGAAGCAAUCCGUCUUUUACAACCAAAAGAAAACUUUACUUGUCAGUUAUCUAAAGAUGGAUCUGGACUUGGUGCUGUCAUUGUUGCUGCUGCUGUUGCAUGUAAACACUAA
This is a messenger RNA of Entamoeba nuttalli P19, 692 nucleotides long. RefSeq names its product hexokinase 1, putative. Gene Ontology annotation, cellular component: mitochondrion; cytosol. The annotation marks the transcript as partial. Gene Ontology annotation, biological process: intracellular glucose homeostasis; glucose 6-phosphate metabolic process; glycolytic process. The transcript has a single exon. The record is from RefSeq and is a predicted model, not a curated record. NCBI's taxonomy places the organism in Eukaryota, Evosea, Mastigamoebida, Endamoebidae. Gene Ontology annotation, molecular function: ATP binding; glucokinase activity; mannokinase activity.